Stegastes partitus (bicolor damselfish) is the source of this 3659-nucleotide messenger RNA. RefSeq names its product CXADR Ig-like cell adhesion molecule (gene cxadr). The record is from RefSeq and is a predicted model, not a curated record. The transcript is spliced from 7 exons. The coding region runs from base 57 to 1184 and encodes 375 amino acids. Gene Ontology annotation, biological process: homotypic cell-cell adhesion. NCBI's taxonomy places the organism in Eukaryota, Metazoa, Chordata, Actinopteri, Pomacentridae. Gene Ontology annotation, molecular function: cell adhesion molecule binding. Gene Ontology annotation, cellular component: basolateral plasma membrane; bicellular tight junction; intercalated disc.
CACAAGUUCUCGGACCAAGUUUCGCUGGAGAAGUGCUGGAAUAAGCUGCGUCAGGAAUGGAGCUUUCGACGGCCCGGUUCUGCUGCGUCCUGUUGAGCCUCUUUACCGGCUUGGCCUCGGGUUUAGAGAUCACGUCUACGGGGCAGACAUCCAUAGAGAAGGCCAGCGGUCAGAGCGUGAAGCUCGACUGCCAGUUCACUCUGGGCCCAGAGGAUUCUGGACCGCUGGAUAUUGAAUGGAGCUUGCUGUCCUCUGACAACCAGAAUGAGGACAAAGUGGUGAUCCUGUACUCGGGUGACAGGGCCUACGAGGACUACUACGACCCCAUGAAGGGUCGAGUCCACUUCAACUCGGCUGACCCCAAGAACGGAGACGCCUCCAUCAACCUGGCGGGGCUGAAGUCAUCGGACUCGGGCACCUACCAGUGCAAGGUGAAGAAGGCUCCCGGUAUCCGCAGCAGGAAGAUGCUGCUGAUCGUCAUGGUGAAGCCAUCCAAGCCCAGGUGCUACGCUGAAGGCCCCACAGAAGAAGGCAAAGACAUUGUGCUGAAGUGCAUAGCUAACGAGGGAACCAAACCCAUGCAGUACAGCUGGGAGAAGACCAGCGACAGCAAAGUGCUGCCCGCCUCCGCUGUGAUGGAUCCUAUGGGAGGCACCAUUAACGUGAGGAAUGCAUCUGCCAGUGCAUCUGGCACCUAUCGCUGCGUUGCCAGCAACCGCGUUGGCACAGAAGAAUGUAUACUCUAUCUCAACGUCUCGCCUCCCCCGAACACUCCAGGCAUCAUUGCUGGAGCCAUAAUCGCUGUCCUCUUGAUCCUCAUCAUCAUCGCCAUCAUCCUCUUCUGCUGUUGCCGUGCCCGUAACAGGAAGAAGUACGAGAAGGAAAUCUGCAAUGAGAUAAGAGAGGAUGUGCCGCCGCCCAAGAGUCGCGUCUCAACGGCACGCAGCUUCACCGUGGGCAGCCAGCGCUCGUCCCUGGGCUCCAUGUCGCCUUCCAACCUGCACGAGUACGCCCUGAAGCCCCAGUACGACAAGAUUCCCUCGACGGAGGAGUACGACAGGCCUCCGAGCCACGCCCCUCUGCCCCCUCCCUCCGCCGCCAAGAUGGCCGUCCCCAACCUGAGCCGCAUGGGGGCCAUCCCCGUCAUGAUCCCUGCCCAGAACAGGGAUGGCUCAAUUGUCUAGCGUGUCCUCUUCUUGAAAAAAGGACCGUGCAGCGAGGGAGGGAACAGAGGAGGAAGGGAGUGGGACACAAGCCAAUCAGGACGGAGCAGGAGCUGGGAUAUGGCCUGACUUUUAGCUCAUUAUUUACAAAUGGGAUUAUCCUCCUCUCACCAAGACCUGGCUCUGCUGUGAUGCUGACAGGAGAAUCAAAGUUGUACUGGAAUCCAAACAGGGCACAAAAACUUUUUAUCAAAUAGAAAUACAGAAAAAAAAAAAAAAAAAAACUUUUAUGAAUUUUAUUGUCCUGGACUUUCUCACAAAAAAAAAAAGGAAAAACGAUUUAGUGUGGAUAUGAAGCAGGAUGCUCGAUAUAAUACAAAUUAUAUUGUACAUAUGUGAACGCAUGUUGUUUUUUUUUAAUAUAGACGGCCCUUACUGUAGAGAUGCUGUAUGUUCAAAACAGAUCCAGGCCCCUGAUUGGCCCGCUGUACAGCUCUAUGCAUGCAUGUAUGUGUUUAACUGCAGCUGUGUGUGUGUGUGUGUGUGUGUGUGGGAGUCUGAUAAAUGUAUAGUUCAUUUAUUGCCUCCGUAACAGUGCGAUCAUCCGUCAGGCGAUCCAGUCUCCACCAGUUUUGACUUAUUAGAAGGAAAUUUGAUUUAAUCCUCGAACCGAGCUGACGACCGUCUAUGUAGGUCAGCCGUUUUCUGUUCAACCGUCGUUCUGUUGUUUGAAUUGUCCACUCUGCGUUUGGCUGGGGGCCUUAAGGGGGACAGGAUUGGCUCGUAGUGAAGCAGGAGGGGAGGUCCAGGCUACCGCAACUUGUGAUUGGGUGGAUUAUUGCUUCUUGACUGAGCUUAAAAAGGACCGCUGUCCAUCCCCCAGCCCUUUGUGCAGGAGAUUUUAAUAGAGGUGUUUGGGGAAAUAACAGGAGCAGCUGGACAGCGAGGUUCACUGAGCAAUCAGCUCUGAUUGUGUUUGACCGUCACCGGGCCUCUAGUCGCACACACAUGAACUCUAUUGGCAGGACAGGAGUCACGGCGGAGGUGCCACAUGUGUAAUUCUCCCUGUUAGCAGUUGCAUUACAAGGAGCCAAUAUCUUGAUUAACCUUCUCCCUGUGGUCGAUGUGUAACCCCUUCAUGGCCUUUCUGGCAUUAAUUGGACAUUUAAUGAAAGAUGCAAAGCGUGGGCGCGUUGAGAAAGUUCCCGCCGAGAGCCGUAGAGCGCUGAUUACUGUUCCUCUGAGCUCAUCCUGCAUUAAGUGCUGGUUCAGUCUGUGGGUUCUGUUAGUCACCCAUGGAGGCCCAGUAUGUCAUCCCGUCUGCUACUGUACAAGAAAACAUUUACGGUUUCUUUUUGCCUUAUUCUCCUCCUCGUUUCAGCCUUACGCGCCGCCUCCCCUCGGUUCACCCUCCUCACAGCUGGGUUUUAAUGACUUCUGUCGUGCCUUGUCGCCCCAGUCGUGUCGUCCGCCGAUGUGCUGUAGCAUCGUCCUGCAUAGCGAUCACUGCCGCGAGAACAAUAAAACCACGAUGAUCCAAACCCGGUGAACCCCAUCGAUUGUUCUCUGUUGCCUCGGUUAGGUCGAGCCCAGGAUUUCCCACACCCACUCACCGCAAACAGAUCCUCCCGUAGCUGAACAGAACCUCUGGUUUUUCUAUUCCAAAACAUGACUUAAUGUAUGAGUUUUUUUUUUUUAAGUUUAUUUAAACUUCAGCAAUUGAUAUGCUUUUCUUUUUUUAAAUAACUGAAUGGUUGUGGCUGUAUGUAUACGUAUCCUGUGGAAGUAACCCUAUCUAAUCACAACACAACUGAAUGAUAUAACGACGAUGUCUAUAUGGAUGUAUAUGUGACGCUCUGCUGUGCUGUGCUUGGCAAAUCUAUAUCUAAAACACGAGAGGAGGGGCGAGUCGGUGCAGUACAGUUGCUCUUCGGUGCAUUUGUCAUUGCGUGUGUGUGAGAGUGUGUGUGAGAGAGUGUGUGUGAGUCCUGGUGUCUGAGGAGAGGUGACAGCUGUAGAAACGUUUUGGCCUCUGCGCUUCAGAUUUGAUGUAACACCAAGAAAAGUGAGACCUGGGCCUGCCCUGACAAAGAAAUUACAUCUGUCAGCUCGACUACAGUUCAGUGUGUGUGUGUGUAGGUGUGUGUGUGUGUGUGUGUGAGAGCAGGUGUAUUGUACAUGAGGGGAGUUUGUGGUCAGGAUGGGCCCCUGUAGAAUUCUAGCUAGACUUUUCACCAGCUGGUGAGGUGUACCGAGCUCGCGGAGGAGGAGGCGGUUCUGGUACCGUCCCCCCCCCCCUCUGAGCUCAGAACAUUAUGGACAACUACUACUAACGAUAUUAACUGUAGCUUUGACAUCAGCGUACUAAUCCUGUAUGAAGAUCUCCUUUGAGGUUUGCACACUGUGUGACGACCACUUUUCUUUUCGUGUGUAUUUUUUGUGCUGUAUUUUUGAAUAAUAAAAGUCCAUGAAUUGAGAGAAAAAACAACAACAAAA